Messenger RNA from Daphnia carinata, 2455 nucleotides. RefSeq names its product casein kinase I. The transcript is spliced from 8 exons. Gene Ontology annotation, biological process: peptidyl-serine phosphorylation; signal transduction; negative regulation of canonical Wnt signaling pathway. Gene Ontology annotation, cellular component: nucleus; cytoplasm. Gene Ontology annotation, molecular function: protein serine/threonine kinase activity; ATP binding. Lineage: Eukaryota; Metazoa; Arthropoda; Branchiopoda; Diplostraca; Daphniidae. The record is from RefSeq and is a predicted model, not a curated record. Bases 526 to 1557 code for a protein of 343 amino acids.
AACCUCAGGUUCAGCGGUAAAAGGACUUUUCGGUGGUGCGGAGGUGCUGGUAACUCUGGUGCCUCUCUUUUGUGUGUGGAACUCGUUGGGAGAAGUUAACUUGGAAACUGUGAUAGUUUUAAGACUAACGUGCGUACGUAUAGUUUCUUCGGUGUUCUUUAGUCAGUAAUAUAUCAUUCCAAUAACAAGUGCGCAAUUUUGGGUGUAAUCAUAAGUAAAAAAGGAGGCCCAAGUCGUUGUUGCAGUCACAGAGCCCACAGCUGGUUUUCACCAGCCACCUCUUCCUCUCGGUGGAGCCGCGGCGACACAACAAAAUGGCUGCUUCACAUUGUUAGACAGUGCGCUGGUCCACCGUAUUGGGUGUGAGGCAAAAAUUUGACUUUUGUGAGCGACUGACUUGGUUUCCUUACCAUCGUCACUCAUCUUUCUUUUCUUUUUUGCCCAAAAUUUGUUUUUUGGUAUUCUGGUUCGAGAUAUAAAUAUUAUUUCUAUUGCUCGCAUUGUUGCGAUAACUUUGGCCAGAAAAUGUCGAGCCUAGUGCGGCCUCCCGAAUUCGUGAUUGCACAGAAAUACCGCCUUGUCAGAAAAAUUGGCAGCGGUUCGUUCGGUGACAUUUAUCUUGCCAUUAAUAUUGCCACCGGAGAGGAAGUUGCCGUGAAGUUGGAGCCCAUGAAAGCAAGACAUCCACAAUUGUUGUAUGAGAGUAAACUUUAUAAAGUCUUGCAAGGUGGCCUCGGUAUUCCACAUAUAAGAUGGUAUGGUCAAGAACGAGACUACAACGUACUGGUGAUGGAUCUUUUGGGUCCAUCAUUAGAGGAUUUGUUUAAUUUCUGCUCCCGCCGUUUCACUAUGAAGACGGUGUUGAUGUUGGCUGAUCAGAUGAUUGGCCGAAUCGAAUAUGUCCACUCGAAAAACUUUAUUCAUCGCGAUAUCAAACCCGACAACUUCCUCAUGGGUAUUGGUCGCCAUUGUAACAAGUUAUUUCUGAUAGAUUAUGGCCUGGCCAAGAAGUACCGCGACUCACGCACUCGCCUGCAUAUCUCGUACCGAGAGGACAAAAACCUGACCGGGACUGCUCGCUAUGCUUCCAUCAACGCCCAUUUAGGCAUUGAACAAAGCCGUCGCGACGAUAUGGAGUCAAUGGGCUAUGUCUUAAUGUACUUCAACCGUGGAAGUUUGCCCUGGCAGGGACUCAAGGCGGCCACCAAGAAACAAAAAUAUGAGAAAAUUAGCGAGAAGAAAAUGUCUACGCCGGUGGAAGUCCUUUGCAAGGGCUUCCCAGCGGAAUUCGCCAUGUACUUGAAUUAUUGUCGUGGCUUGCGCUUCGAAGAGCAACCCGACUACAUGUAUCUGAGACAAUUGUUUCGGAUUUUAUUCCGUACACUAAACCAUCAGUACGACUACACCUUCGAUUGGACCAUGCUUAAACAAAAGGCAGCGGCCUCGGCUGCAGUCAUAGGAGGCAGCUCAUCACAGGCAAUGCAACCCCUUCCCGCCCCAGCAGACGAUCGCGAACUGCGCGAGGUCCGUGAGCGAGAGGUUGCCGCUCGUAAGUGACUGGCUGGCAGCGGGGGGCGGGGUACGGUCGAUAGGGAGGCGGAACCCAAGGCGCCCAAAGCCGCCAGAACUCAGGAGGCGCGCGACAACGAUCCGGGAGAAUCGCCUGCCGACACCCGUCCGCCAGUGAUGACCAACACCCCCACCGACAAGCGCGUCCUGCGCUCGGCCUCCCGCAGAGGGAAAUGAUGGCGUUCACAUGUCUGUGUUGAUCUAUUGGAGUGAAAUUGCAACAACCACCACAAAAGAAACACAUAACAAACACCUUAAAACAUAUUUUUUUCGUGUCGCGAUUUACAUUAGGUUUAAGAUUUCAGUAAAAGAAACAAAACAAACCAACUCUUGUGGUUUUCAAGCAGCGAUUGUAUCUUUUUCUUGUAAUUGUCCUCGAGUGAAUUCCCUGUUUCCUGUAAUUCAUUUUAAAAACUGCUAGUUCUUUUUUUCUGAUUUUGUUGAACUCGCGAUAUAUCAUCAACAUCCCAUCAUCUACCAGCAACACAAACUGUUCAAUUUUACAUAGGUGUUGGCGGAAACCAAUUGUAGUGUUUAUCGAUACCCCAUUAUUAUUUUUUUUUCGUCCUUAAGAAAAAAGUGAUUCAUUUCUUUUGGUAACGUUUGCACUUCUGUUUCGAUAAUCAUUCUGUUGGGUUCACGUCAGAAAAAACGGUUAGAACCAAAUUAUCACCAUCAAUUCUCUCCAAUUCCUCUUGUGGUCUUGAUCACUUCUAUUAUUACCCUACCGUACUUUCACUCCUUUGUUUCUAUUGGAAACGAAGUUGUUCGCUCGGUUCGAUGAAAACUAAUGCUGCUGUCACCUCUCCUUUUUGGUUAUGUUUCCUCCGUAAAGCAAUCCGUUCUUACUUCGACUUGGGGGCAGAAUACACUUUUUUGAAAAUAA